Dictyostelium discoideum AX4 is the source of this 3162-nucleotide messenger RNA. RefSeq names its product polyphosphate kinase (gene ppk1). Bases 1 to 3162 code for a protein of 1053 amino acids. Lineage: Eukaryota; Evosea; Eumycetozoa; Dictyosteliales; Dictyosteliaceae. The record is from RefSeq and is a predicted model, not a curated record. The transcript has a single exon.
AUGAUAACUAACUCAAAAAUGGAAAAUAAAAUAUUAGAUGAAUUUGAUGAAGAAGAAUUAAAUAAACUCAAAAUUAAUAGUAAUAAUAAAGAAUCAACCACCACCACCACCUCCACCACUACCACUACUACAACAACUACUUCAACAAGUGGUGAAGAAAGUGAUGAUGAACAUACUGGAUCAUCAUCAUCAACAGCAGCAAUGGAAUUACAUAGAUAUAAAAUAUCACAAGAAUGUCCAGUUGAUUUCGAAGAUGAUUAUGAUGAAGAAUCAUCAUCAUUUGAUGAAGAAGAUGAAGAUUCAGCAGCAGAAUCAAAUGGUGGCAAUGGUAAAUUAAUUCCAAAUCCAAAUGAUAAAAAAAAGAAACGUUCAUCAAAAUCAUCAUCAAAAUCAUCAAAAUCAAAAUCAAAAUCUAAAAAUAAAGAAACCACAGCAAAUCCAGUUCAAAAUUGUCAAUUAAUGGAAUCUGGUACAUUAUUCUCACCAACUGAAUUUGUAAAAUCAUCAACAGUGAAUCCAUCAAAAUCACCAGUUCAACCAAUUAAAUUAUCAUCAAUGUUAGGUUUAAGUGAAUUAGGUACAUCAAAUGUCCUAACUGUUCAAAAUCCACAACCAAUUUCCGAACCUUUGAAAAAUGACAUUAGUAGUGGUAGUAGUAGUAGUAGUAGUAGUAAUAAUAAUAAUAGUAAUAGUAAUAGUAAUGGUAAUUGUAAUUCAGAUUCAACAAAAUCUAAAUUUACAUCAUUAAAUUCAUGGGAUGCACCACCAUUAGCAAAUGUCUUACCAGAUCCAUCCUAUUGUCAAGAUAUAGUUGAUAGUGAAAAUAAUUUCAUUGUACCAUCUGUAAAACAUACAAUUUUAGAUGUUGAUAAUUUAUUUAAUAAUUUAAUUCAAAAUACAAAUAAUAAUAAUAACAAUGAUUUUAAAUCAUCAACAAUGAUUGGUAAACCAUUUUCAUCAGGUGGUGAUGGUUCAACUUCACCCUUAAUUUCAGGAUUAUCAUCAUCAUCAAUAAUUCCAAAUGGUAAUGGUAGUUUAGCAGAACAGCAACAACAACAACAACAAAGUAUACCAGAAUCAGAAAUACCAAUUGAUAUUAAAGUUUUACAAUUAAGUGGUUCAAGAAUGUUUUUUAAUAGGGAAUUAUCAGAAUUAAUUUACUUUUAUCGUAUACUUUAUGAAGCAUAUAAUCCAACUUAUCCAAUAUUAGAACGUGUUAGAUUCAUUGCAAUUACAUCACAAAAUUUGGAUAUGUAUUUUUGUAAACGUGCAUUAAAGUUAAGAUUAGGUUAUAUUUCUACUAGAAAAACAUUGAAACCAGAGGAACAUUAUAUUAAUAUGGUAUUGAAUACAACAAGAAAUUUAAUCAAUGAGAUUUAUAAUAUCUAUAUGAAUAUAUUAGCACCAGAACUUUCAAAUAAUAAUGUAUUCAUUAUAAAGUAUUCCGAUUUAACAGAACCAGAGAAAAUUCAAUUACGUGGUUUCUUUUUACAACAUGUUUUCCCAUUGAUGACACCAUUGGUGGUCGAUGCAGGUCAUCCAUUCCCUAAUCUUAGUAAUCUCUCAUUGAACAUAGCGGUCCUUUUGAAACAUGACGAAGAUACCACCAGAUUCGUACGUAUUAAAGUGCCUCAAAGAAUCCCACGUUUUGUACAUAUUAAACAACGUUCCAACUAUUCAAUCAUACCAAUGGAGGAGAUAAUAUUGGCAAAUUUGGAUACACUCUUCCCAAACACUAAAAUCUUGACAAAGUCAUUGUUCCGUGUAUCACGUCACAAUGAUUUGAAGCUUAGUGGAGAGGAUCAGGCAAAUGAUCUUUUGGAAUUAAUUAAAACCGAAUUACAUAAGAGAAAGUUUGCACCAAUGGUUAGAUUAGAGGUCAGUCAUAAUAUGCCCGCAGAGAUAUUGGAUAUGUUAAAGACACAAUUGGCAUUGGAUGCCUAUGAUGUCUACGUCAUCAAUGGUCCAUUGGGUUUACAAGAUCUCUUUGAACUUUGUAAAUUAAACUUACCACAUCUCAAAUUCCAACCUUGGGUACCCCACAUCCCAAGUAGAUUAGUAAACUUGGCAAAAUAUCCAUCAGAGGACGUCUUUUCUGUCAUUAGAAAAGGUGAGCUAUUGGUGAAUUUACCUUAUCUAAGCUUCAAUUCUUCUGUUCAAUUCUUUAUUGAAAGUGCAGUUAAGGAUCCAAAAGUAUUGGCAAUCAAAAUCGCAAUCUAUAGAACAAACUCAAAUUCUCAAUUGAUUCGUGCACUUUGCGAGGCUGCCUCUCAUAAGGAGGUUAUGGUCUUGGUGGAUUUGAAGGCAUCUGGUGACGAAGAACAAAAUACAAAAUUCGCCCGUCUUUUGGAACAAGCUGGUUGUCAUGUAAGUUAUGGUUUGGUUGGUUUGAAAACUCAUGCUAAAAUCGCAAUGGUCGUACGUGAGGAGGAGAAUGGUCUAAGAGAGUAUUUAAAUAUCUCCACUGGUAACUACAAUGCAAGCACCUCUGACGUCUAUGCCGAUAUUUGUCUAUUCAGUUGUGACCCUGACCUAGGUGAAGAUAUGUGCAACCUUUUCAACUACCUCACUGGCUAUAGCCGUGUAUCCUCCUUUAAGAAACUUUUAAUCGCUCCAAUGAAUAUGAGAUCCACUUUAAUCCAAUUGAUCGAUAACGAGGCAAAGAACGCCAGAGAAGGUAAAGACGCAACUAUCAAUGCCGUCAUGAAUGGUUUGGAUGAUAAGAGAUUGGUCAAUGCCCUCUACCAAGCAAGUAUAGCAGGUGUGAAAAUCACUCUAGUCGUUAGAGGUCGUUGUAGAAUACUUCCAGGAAUUAAAGGUAUCAGUGAAAAUAUUAAAGUCAUCUCAAUUCUUGGUCGUUUCCUUGAACAUUCAAGAAUCUAUUGUUUCCAUAAUAAUGGCAAACCAAAAGCUUAUAUUGCAUCAGCCGAUUGGUUACAUCGUAAUCUUAAACGUCGUGUCGAAGUAAUGGUUCCUGUUGACGAUGCUAAUAACAUCAAACAACUCUAUGAAAUUAUAAAUGUUUAUUGUAAUGAUUCAAACGCUUGGGAAAUGUUAUCUGAUGGUCGUUAUAAAAAACGUUCUUCUCCAAUUGAUGAAGAUUCUCAAACUCAAUUCAUGAAUCAAACAAAUCAAAAACAUCCAGUAAUUUGGUCAAAAUAA